AUGUUAUCCCCCGAGAAAAGUUAUGCUGAAAUGCAGGCCACCCUGCAGCAGGAAUUGGAAAGAAUCAAAUUAGAAGAGGAAGUUCUCAUACAAGAGCUUAAUAAUUGUUUAAGUCAAAAGGCAUUCCAUGGAGAUAAAAUUAAAGGCUUAGCCAAACUUAUUCCAACUUUAAAAGUUAUAAAACAAGAAGCUAAAGAAUUAGUGGGUACGAUUAAUGAUAUAUCAAAUUCUUCAGAGAAAAUAAGUGGGAAAAUUAGGUCGCUGGAUAUGGCAAGAAGUAAUGUAGAAGAGUGUCAACAUCGUGUAAGUGACCUGAUUGACUUGGAAAUAUGCUCACAAGGUGUACAGGCAGCAAUUCUAGACUCUGAUUACGAAAAAGGUGCUGCACAUGUCCACAGAUUUUUAUCCAUGGACCAAUCCCUACUAAAACGAACAGCGACUGAUAUGGAAAAUGUAACAAACAUGAUGAAAUCUGUCAGAACGCUACAGGAUGCUGCUGGUCAGCUUAGAGCAAUAGUGGAACAUAAAUUUAAUGAGGCAGUUAAAACUGAAGAUUUGGUGUCAAUAGAGAGGUUCUUUAAAAUAUUUCCCUUGCUGGGGGUUCAUGAAGAAGGCAUUAAAGAGUUUUGUACUUAUUUAAGAUCGAAACUUGCUGAUGCAGCAGAUAAAAAUCUUAAAUCAGCCAUAAGCACACCUUUGGCAGAUAAAAGACACAGCAUAGUUUACGCUGAUACGUUAACUUUGUUAUUUGAAGGUCUAGCCAGGAUAAUAGAUACCCAUCAACCAUUACUGGAAACCUAUUAUGGUCCGGGUCGCCUUUUAUCAGCAAUAACUAUUUUACAGAAAGAAUGUGAUACUCAAACUAAAAGGAUUUUAAAUGAAUGGUCCAAAAACAGACAAAUCGGCAAGAAAACGCAGUUAAUUUCCGAUGUAUCGCGAAUGUCAAACAGUUCAAGUUUUAGUAAAAUCGAAAAAAUUGAUCCCAAGGAUUUGGAUAUUUUGAUUGGGGAAGUUACACUUAUGCAUUAUCGAAGCGAGCUUUAUAUUAGGUUUAUCCAAAGAAAAGUUAAUUCUGACAUGGAAGUGGGUGUUCCUGAUCAAGAAGCCAAAACCUUGAUGACAAAAAAUCUGGAACAGCUGAUAAAAAACAGCGAUCUAAGCCAAUCAAAGCAUGAAUUUCUGUCGCACUACUUGAGAUUGGAGCAAUAUUUUAUGGAAGAAUCCGUUGCCAAGGCGGUUAAUAUGGAUACGCUAGAAGCUCCGCAACAAACCUCAAGCAUGGUGGACGAUACUUUCUUCAUUGUCAGAAAAUGCAUAAGGCGUUCGGUAUCAACAGGUAGUCUGGACGGUAUUUGCGUGAUUAUAAAUAACGCUUGCAGAGUUCUCGAGAAUGAUUUCUGCGAUAUUUUGAGAGGGCGUUUAAAACAAGGUUAUCCUUCAGGAUAUUUGGAUCUUACUCAAGCUUACAAUGUCUUGCAGUCUUCUAUUCAACAGGGCAGACUUCAAUCCGGAGACACUGAGCAAUCCAGGACUGCAUUUAUAGUAGCUUUAAAUAACGCUGAUGCCGCUAUUGAGUACGUGGAUACUUUAUGCGAUAGCGUCAUAAAGGAAAUUGAUCAGGCCUUGCCCAAAAUGAAUGCAAACGAAAGGGGCAAACUUGAGAGUUGCCUCUCAGGUUUAUCGUCGGUCACGACAAACUUACGUGAAGUAAUAGAAUAUGGCAUGCAGCAACUGAGGGCCAGUGCCAUCAAACCUAGAAUCAACCCUUGGGUAGAUACAUUCCUUAACGUCAACCACCAAAUGACUGAGGAUGAAAUGUCUGCUUAUGAAGCAGGAGAACCGUUUGUGCAAACUUUAAUAAUGAAUUUGGACACGCUACUUCAAUCAUUUAAAGAAGUUUUAUCGUCCUCAAACUAUGAUGCUUUUACUGCUGUUUUAACAGCUGAAGUCACACAAAGAUUUGAGAAAGUUCUCUUAAAAUCAACAUUUAAUAGGAUGGGUGGUUUAAUUCUGGACAAAGAGGUGCGUUCAUUGGCUGGAUACAUAACAACCACAACUUCAUGGUCUGUAAGAGAUAAGUUUGCAAGACUGACGCAAAUAGCGACAGUGUUGAAUUUGGAACAAGUCAGUGAAAUUAAUGAUUAUUGGGGCAAUCACGAUGGUGCACUUACAUGGAGACUUACACCUUCUGAACUUAGGAGUAUUAUGUCUCUAAGGACCGAUUUUAAAAUUGAAGACAUACGAAGAAUUAAGUUGUAG
Molecule: messenger RNA, 2259 nt
Organism: Brassicogethes aeneus
Lineage: Eukaryota; Metazoa; Arthropoda; Insecta; Coleoptera; Nitidulidae
Source: the annotation of a GenBank genome assembly